Molecule: messenger RNA, 774 nt
Organism: Styela clava
Lineage: Eukaryota; Metazoa; Chordata; Ascidiacea; Stolidobranchia; Styelidae
Source: RefSeq, a predicted model, not a curated record
AUGAAGUCAGCUAUCGAAAGAACAAAGUCCGAGCAUGCGCAUGACCUCAUGUCCGGACUUAAAUUAACUCGCGAAGAACAAUUUGCCAGCGAUUUCAAAAUCAACGUUUCCGAUGAAGCUUUCCCUGUUCAUCGUAACGUUUUAGUUUCCUGUUCCAACUAUUUCAAGGCCUUGUUCAAAAGCGAAAUGAUUGAAACACGAAAAGAAUAUAUUGAUAUGAAAGAAUCAGAUCCCGAUGCGGUAAAGCAAUGCAUUGACUUCAUGUACACUGGCGAAGCUAAUAUAACGUUGGAAAAUGUGGAAAGCAUUCUACAUGAAGCGACCUUGAUGGAACUUACUCGACUAAGAUCGCUCUGUUCCAUAUUUUUGCGAGAAAAUGUGAAUGUUGAAAACUGCAUUCAAUUCCGUGAAAUCACCCAAAAGAAGUGGAAAGUAGUCAAACUGUGGAUUAAAGGAAACGCUGAAAAUGAAGAAACAAUUCAAACUCACUUGAAAGAUCUCAUGGAUGUGUCUCAGUACCCAGUGGGUUUUCUCUUGGAUAAGGUGUUAAAGGAUUCCCUGGUACAGUCUUGUAAACAGGUGCACAAGAUGGUGGCUGACGCCGUUUUUAAAGAUGCCAAAAAACUUUCAAAACUCAUCUCUACGCAGAAUUGCAUUUCUAUAAAGGAUCUUGUCCGAGAGUAUUCUCCAACUAACAUGGCAGAGAUAAAUGAAGCAGCAGAUAAAUAUAUCAGGAAACAUUUUAAUCAAGUCUCGGAUACUUUAGAACAGUGA